CUAUCUUCCUUCGUGGCCCGAAACUGAAUACUUCAUCUCUCAUUGGCACUUCGAAUUGCCAUCUCAUUAUGCAACGACUCACAGGUUUCGAUAGCCGGACCAAGUCAUGGGUCGGCCCUGCAUCGUGGGAUGAGAGUAUGUCGUUGUGUCCGACCUAGCCGAACCUGCCUCUUCCUUGGAAUGCAAGUCAUGCUUGAAGCUCACAUUCGCGCGUGUGCUUGUCGGAGAAUAUCCCCGACAACUUUUGCCCAGACAACGAGAGUGCUUCUUGUAUUGGAUGCUCUCUCAGACUCAGUCCAUCAAGAGAAACUCCUUAUCUUAUCGCCACAAUCACCACCCUAUGGCGCGCGGAAGGUGGGAAGGUGGGAAGGUGGGCUGGAGCUCCCUCCAGUCUGAGCGCCGCCCCCCAACCCGCCCUUGGAACAUUGACCCGAAAUUGUUAGCGCAGCUUCGUCCAAUUGGAUCAACUCAUCCGAUGGAUGGCAGCUCUCUCGCUUUGGCCAAGUGUCCAAUCCACAAGCAGUCCCAGAAGUCAUCAACCCCUGCUGAAGUAUGUCCCUUGGGGGGGCCAUCCAAUCUUGGGUACGGAUAUCUACCUAGGUAGGUAGGUAAGGUUCAGUGUGCCCGUCGCCAGAAGGUCUCCCAUCUCCGAUUGAUUUUUCCGCGUGAGAGAAAGAGUUUCCCGGGGCCGAUCAAUCCAUUAAUCUUCCCCUUGUCUAUUUCUUGUCUCCUUCGUCUUCACCGUCGCGAUAUUCGAAGCCGGCCUCUUUUCUUCUCAAUUCCUUCUACAACUUCUUCUUCAGUCACUCCUUAAGGCCUCACUUUCUUCCUAUAUUCCCUUCCUUUCUCCCUCUCAUCAGUGUGACGUGAAGGCUGGCGUGGUCCACUUCCCCCCCCUCCAUAAGCGUCUCUUUUGUCCCCGUUGACUUCGAACUCCCCACGCGAAUCAUGGCGUCGACGACUGCCACCCCGCAGGGCAGCGUUCGCCAGCGCACCAAUGCGAAGCGGCCCACGACGCCGGGCGCUGCUGCCGACGACAUCGCCAACGCACUGAACAAGUCGGUUGCGAAGAACAAGCGCACCGGCUCGGGGCGCGAGUACGGCUUCGGCCUCUUCAUCACCACCGUCCUCGCCUUUGUGACCCGGUUCUGGGGCAUCAGCCAUCCCAAUGAGGUCGUCUUCGACGAGGUUCACUUUGGCAAGUUUGCUUCGUACUACCUGGAGAGAACCUACUUCUUCGAUGUCCAUCCCCCGUUCGGAAAGCUCCUCUUUGCUCUUAUGGGAUGGCUUGUUGGCUACGACGGGCACUUCCACUUCGAGAACAUUGGCGACUCGUACAUCUCCAACAAGGUGCCCUAUGUUGCCUUCCGAGCCCUUCCCGCCAUUCUUGGCGCCCUGACCGUCUCCGUCACCUACCUCAUCAUGUGGGAGUCCGGUUACAGCUUGCCUGCUUGCCUGUUGGCCGCCGGGCUCGUUUUGCUCGACAACGCCCACAUUGGCCAGACUCGAUUGAUCCUCCUGGAUGCCACUCUCGUCUUCGCCAUGGCGUGCAGCUUGCUCUGCUACAUCAAGUUCUACAAGCUGCGCCACGAGCCCUUCUCGCGCAAGUGGUGGAAGUGGCUUGUCCUCACAGGCUUCGCCCUGUCUGCCGAUAUUUCGACCAAGUACGUUGGCCUCUUCGCCUUCGUCACUAUCGGAUCGGCGGUGGUUAUCGAUCUCUGGACCCUGCUAGACAUUAAGAGACCCGGCGGCGCCCUCAGCCUUCCCGAGUUCGGCAAGCACUUUGCGGCCCGUGCCUUUGGCCUGAUCAUCCUGCCUUUUAUGUUCUACCUCUUCUGGUUCCAGGUUCACUUUGCCGUCUUGACCCGGUCCGGUCCCGGCGACGACUUCAUGACCCCCGAGUUCCAGGAAACGCUGAGCGACAACGUCAUGUUGGCCAACUCGCUGAGCGUUGAGUACUAUGACACAAUUACGCUCCGCCACAAGGAGACUAAGACGUAUCUCCACAGCCACGAGGACCACUACCCUCUGCGCUACGAUGACGGCCGUGUUUCCAGCCAGGGCCAGCAGGUCACCGGAUACCCGUACAACGACACCAACAACUACUGGCAAAUCAUCCCCCUGGUCGACGACCAAAAGCCUGGCAAGCCCGUCCGGAACCAGGACGUCGUUCGUCUCAGGCACCUGGGCACUGACACGAUGCUGUUGUCUCACGACGUGGCCUCGCCGUACUACCCCACGAACCAGGAGUUCACGACGGUGCCUUUGACUGAUGCGUACGGCGACCGUCUGAAUGAUACGCUUUUCGAGAUUCGAGUCGAGAACGGAAAGCCGGGCCAGGAGUUCAGGAGCAUUUCGAGCCACUUCAAGCUCAUUCACAACCCCAGCAAGGUUGCCAUGUGGACCCAUACGACUCCUCUUCCCGAGUGGGGACACAAGCAGCAGGAGAUCAAUGGCAACAAGCAGUUGGCACCGAGCUCGAACAUCUGGUUCGUCGAGGACCUCCCCUCGGUUCCGUUGGAUUCCAAGAGACGCGAGAAACCCGAGAAGGAAGUUAAGACGUUGUCCUUUUUCCGCAAGUGGUUUGAGCUGCAGCGGUCCAUGUUCUGGCACAACAACCAGCUGACCAGCAGCCACCCGUACGCCAGCCACCCUUACCAGUGGCCAUUCCUGCUACGCGGCGUCAGCUUCUGGACGCAGAACGAUACGCGUCAGCAGAUCUACUUCCUCGGAAACCCUAUCGGAUGGUGGCUCGCAAGCAGUCUGUUGGCUGUCUUUGCCGGUAUCAUCGGCGCGGACCAGGUGUCACUUAGACGGGGCAUUGACGCUCUUGACCACCGCACCCGUUCGCGGCUGUACAACUCGACCGGCUUCUUCUUCCUGGCCUGGGCAACUCACUAUUUCCCCUUUUACUUGAUGGGCCGCCAACUGUUCCUGCACCACUACCUGCCGGCUCACCUCGCUUCUUGUCUGGUUGCCGGUGCGCUGUUGGAGUUCAUCUUCACGGCCGAGCCGGCGCCCGAGGAGGGAUACCAGGCCAUCAAGGGCAACAAAAAGGCCGACGGGCCCAAGAGGCACAUUUCGGCGCGCGAGCGGUUCGCCGGCCAGAGCCUCGUCGGGGCGUGGAUUGCUUGUGGCGUCAUCCUGCUCAUUGCUCUCGCCGGCUGGUACUUCUUCCUGCCGCUGACGUACGGCUACCCGGGUCUGAGUGUUGAUGAAGUUGUCCGUCGCAAGUGGCUCGGCUACGAUCUGCACUUUGCCAAAUAAGCAAAGGCCGCAACCCGGCAAUCAAAACCCGCGCGGAAUUGCCACGGUGAUUAUAUGAUGUCUCCGUUGAAAAGUCGGACCAACCCUUGUCGUGACGUCCAGCUCGACCUGCAGUAAAAACAGGGUCAAGGGAAAUACAGUAACCAAGGAGCCCGAGGAAGGACGAGGGAGGGUUCAGCUUGCGAUUGUAAGACGAGACGACAAACGAAAGGGGGCGUCCUGGAGUGUACAACUAGUUUCUUGAGUCAGUGAUAAGAAAAAGUACCGAAAACCACGGUGCUCUGUUCCCAAC
Colletotrichum destructivum is the source of this 3559-nucleotide messenger RNA. RefSeq names its product Putative glycosyl transferase family 39/83, glycosyltransferase 39, Mir domain superfamily. Bases 949 to 3267 code for a protein of 772 amino acids. The transcript is spliced from 4 exons. Gene Ontology annotation, cellular component: endoplasmic reticulum; membrane. NCBI's taxonomy places the organism in Eukaryota, Fungi, Ascomycota, Sordariomycetes, Glomerellales, Glomerellaceae. Gene Ontology annotation, biological process: protein O-linked glycosylation via mannose. The record is from RefSeq and is a predicted model, not a curated record. Gene Ontology annotation, molecular function: dolichyl-phosphate-mannose-protein mannosyltransferase activity.